Coniosporium apollinis CBS 100218 is the source of this 1587-nucleotide messenger RNA. RefSeq lists its product as uncharacterized. Gene Ontology annotation, molecular function: oxidoreductase activity, acting on paired donors, with incorporation or reduction of molecular oxygen; iron ion binding; heme binding. Bases 1 to 1587 code for a protein of 528 amino acids. The transcript is spliced from 4 exons. NCBI's taxonomy places the organism in Eukaryota, Fungi, Ascomycota, Dothideomycetes. The record is from RefSeq and is a predicted model, not a curated record.
AUGGUGUCGAACAACCUUAUCGUAGCCGGCGCGCUUUUGGUCGUAGCCUUGGUCGUUCAGCGCAUCGCAUCAGCUGGCCCUCGCUGCCCAAAGGAUGCGAAGCUCCCUCCGGGACCAAAGGGCAAGCCCCUUGUCGGCAACCUUCUCGACAUACCGCCGUACCACUCUUGGCUGAAGUUCAAAGAAUGGGCCGAUCAGUAUGGUCCGCUGUUUAGGUUGAACAUCGCAGGCAGGGAGCAUUAUAUCGUCUCGACGGAGAAGAUUGCGAACGACUUGCUCCGUGAGAGAGGCACGCUCUACUCAAGCAGAGAACAGUUGCCGGCGGCGGCACAGUUGCUGGGCGACAACCUGCGGCCGCUGUUCCUGCCAUACAAUGACGUCUGGCGAAAAGGCCGUCGUUUGAUGCAUUAUCUGACCAUGUCAAGCGCCGCUACGAGCUAUCAGCCCACACAAGUUCUCGAGUCAACUCAUCUUCUUUAUGAUUUGAUCCGCUCACCGAAGGAUUACGAGACGUGGUUCGAGCGCUACGCGUCUGGCUUAAUCUUCCGUCUUGGCUUUGGGAAGAUGGUCGAGACAGGUGAGGAAGAUGAUGUCAAGCGGAUACUAAACAUCGUCCAUACGGUCGAGCGUGUCGCAUCUCCCGGGGCAUAUCUCGUCGACACGUUCCCGUCUCUCAUGUAUCUACCGAAGCUACUGGCGCCUUUUAAACAAGAGCUAGGGAAACUGCAUGAGGAGGAGCUGUCCUUCUUUCGUCGGCUGCAGGAUGACGUUCGCCGCGAGAUGCGGGACGGCAACGCUCCUGAAUGCUGGGAGCGCACUUUUCUCGAAAAGAAGGACGAGUACGGACUUACGGACGAUGAAGGCGCGUACGUAGUCGGCACGCUCUUUGAAGCUGGCAGCGGGACCACCGCAGCGGCUAUGAUGUCUUUUGUGCUCGCCAUGGUGCAUUACCCGGAGUGGCAGAGGAAGGUCCAAGAGGAAGUCGAUAGCGUCGUUGGCGGACAUCGGAUGCCCGAUUUCGAUGACAUGCCAUCUCUUCCCACCGUGCGCGCCGUGGUCAAGGAGACGCUUCGAUGGCGGCCAGUAACGGCCGGCGGCGGCCCGCACCAACUCGUUAAAGACGACAUCUACAACGGCAUAUUCCUCCCCGCCGGAACGAACGUGCAUGCCAAUCAAUGGGCGAUCCACAGAGACCCAGCGCUCUACCCAGAUCCAGAAACCUUCCUCCCGUCCCGCUGGCUCAAUCCUAAAUACCCCACCUACCGCGAACCCCUGACUACUUACCCGAACCUGCAGAACUUCUCGGCCUUCGGCUUCGGCCGCAGGAUCUGUCCGGGCCAGACCAUCGCGGAGCGCUCGCUGAACCUGCUGGUGGCACGGAUCGCAUGGGCGUGUCAGAUCAGUAAGGCACGGGAUGGGGAGGGGAAGGAAGUGAAUGUGCCGUGGUAUGAUUACACGGCGGGGCUCAAUGUGCAGCCGAAGUGGUUUCCUUUCGAAUUGGCAGCGAGGAGCGCGGAGCGGAAGGAGAUGGUGCGGAUGGCGAUGGAGGAGGGGAGGAGUGAGGAUCCGCUGCGUGGGCGGAAGUGA